AUGCUACGUUUAAACGCUAUAAAUACUUUGAAGCAAAGCAAGAGUGUCACUCCAGCUUGCCAAACAGCAAUGAGAAGAUAUUCCAACAUUCCACCACCAGUAGGAGGGUUCAGUAGUACUGGCCAAAGCGACACUUUCAACAAAAGGGAGAAGGCUGCGGAAGACUAUUUCAUUAAACAACAUGAGAAGGAACAGUUGAAGAACUUAAGGGAACAACUGAAGCACCACAAGGAGCAAUUACAGGAUUUGGAAGAAAAGAUAGAGAAGAUUACCAAGAACUAA
Nakaseomyces glabratus is the source of this 282-nucleotide messenger RNA. RefSeq lists its product as uncharacterized. Gene Ontology annotation, cellular component: mitochondrion. Gene Ontology annotation, molecular function: ATPase inhibitor activity. NCBI's taxonomy places the organism in Eukaryota, Fungi, Ascomycota, Saccharomycetes, Saccharomycetales, Saccharomycetaceae. The record is from RefSeq and is a predicted model, not a curated record. Gene Ontology annotation, biological process: negative regulation of ATP-dependent activity.